GGGGGGAAACACAACAGCAGAGAUUAAAAAUCAAAACAAAACGAAGAUGCAACUGGGUGGUGGUACUCCGUCGACGACCACCACUACAGCAGCCGCUUCAACCGCUACUCCACCACCACCGCCGCCGCCGCCACAGCCACAGCCACAAUCGAACGAUUCAGCCGCAACAGAAGCAGCUGCGGCAGCAGCGGUUGGUGCGUUUGAGGUAUCGGAAGAGAUGAACGACAGAGGAUUCGGAGGAAAUCGUUGGCCGCGGCAGGAAACGCUAGCGUUGCUGAAAAUACGAUCUGAUAUGGGAAUAGCGUUUCGAGACGCUAGCGUUAAAGGUCCCUUAUGGGAAGAGGUUUCUAGGAAAAUGGGAGAGCUUGGUUACAUAAGAAACGCAAAGAAAUGCAAAGAGAAGUUCGAAAACGUUUACAAAUACCACAAACGAACCAAAGAAGGCCGUACCGGUAAAUCCGAUGGCAAGACUUACCGCUUCUUUGAUCAAUUGGAAGCUCUCGAGACUCAUCAUCAUCAUCAUCAUCAGCCUCUACGACCACACCAACACCAACACCAAAACAACAACUCCAUAUUUUCAACUCCUCCUCCUAUAACCACAGUUAUGCCACCGUCCGUACCAUCUACCUCGAUUCCUCCGUAUACUCAGCAAUUGAAUGUACCUUCUUCGUUUCCAACCGACUUCCUCUCGGACAAUUCGACAUCUUCUUCUUCGUCUUCCUACUCGACUUCUUCUGAUAUGGACAUCGGCGGCGGAGGGACGACGACAACGACGACGAAUAGGAAGAAGAGGAAAAGGAAAUGGAAGGAGUUUUUCGAGAGGUUGAUGAAACAAGUUGUUGAUAAACAAGAGGAUCUUCAACGCAAGUUCUUGGAGGCUGUUGAGAAGCGAGAGCACGAGAGGUUGGUCAGAGAAGAUUCUUGGAGGGUUCAAGAGAUUGCUAGAAUCAACCGUGACCAAGAGAUCUUAGCUCAAGAACGCUCUAUGUCCGCUGCUAAAGACGCUGCUGUUAUGGCCUUUCUUCAAAAACUAUCAGAGAAGCAACCCAACCAGCCUCCUACUACUACGGUACAGCCACAGCAACAAGUUCGGCCACCACAAAUGCAGCUGCUUAAUAACAAUAACAAUCAGCAGCAAACGCCUCAACCGUCUCCACCUGCUCCUCCUCCGCUUCUGCAGCCAAUUCAAGCUGUUUUACCAUCUUCAUCAGAGACUAGGAAAACGGACAAUGGAGACCAGAGUAUGAUGACUCCGGCUUCGGCGUCAGCGUCAGGGUCAGCGAGCUCGUCGAGGUGGCCGAAGGUGGAGAUAGAAGCAUUGAUAAAGCUGAGGACGAAUCUUGAUUCGAAGUAUCAAGAGAACGGGCCAAAAGGACCACUGUGGGAAGAGAUAUCAGCGGGGAUGAGAAGGUUAGGAUUCAACAGGAACUCAAAGAGAUGCAAAGAGAAGUGGGAAAACAUGCAUCUUCUUCUUCAGCUUCCGGUCUUGUUAAACCGGAUAAUUCUGUUCCUUUGAUGGUUCAACCGGAGCAGCAAUGGCCUCCUGCGCCUGUAACGACGACAGCAACUACUACGGCAGUGGCUGUGGUUCAGCAGCAGCAUCCUCAGCCGUCGGAUCAGAACUAUGACGAUGAAGAAGGUACAGACGAAGAAGAUUACGACGAUGAGGAGGAUGAGGAGGACGAGGAGAAUGAAGAAGAAGAGGAAAGAGGUGAGUUUGAGCUGGUGCCUAGCAAUAACAACAAGACGACGAAUGAUCUUUAAAUGGCGAA
Molecule: messenger RNA, 1772 nt
Organism: Camelina sativa (false flax)
Lineage: Eukaryota; Viridiplantae; Streptophyta; Magnoliopsida; Brassicales; Brassicaceae
Product: trihelix transcription factor DF1
Source: RefSeq, a predicted model, not a curated record